AUGACGUCGAAUAAAAGAGGUGGACCAAAAAUAACUGAAUUUUUUUCAAAAAAGUCAAAGUCUAGUACUGAUUCACAACAUCAACAUUCUGUCAACGAUAGUCAUUUUGAUCCUCUAGAUAUUGGAUAUUUUUUAAACAAAUCUCCUGCACUAUUUAAUGAAAAUAGAUAUAAUUUAAUUAAAAAACCUUGGAUUCCAUCAGAAAACUUUCAAUUUCCAGUAGUUGUUCAGGGAAAUAAAAAUAGGAAAUUCCAAAAAGAUUGGUUGAACAAAUUUCCAUGGCUCAGCUAUAGUGCUAAAGACUCUGGGGCAUAUUGUCGAAUAUGUGUUUUGUUUGGUAGAGAUUUUGGAGGAAUUUUGACUCAAAAAACAAUUCGAGAGGAUUUUAUUAAAUUUCUGAAAGUCGUUGAUUUAAGUGGAGAAGCGCUAGGAAAAACUAUUUCUGAAUUAUUAGAACAGUCAGGAUUAAGUUUAACAAAUUUAAGAGGACAGAGCUAUGAUGGGGCUGCCAACAUGUCUGGCAAAUUUAAAGGCACUCAAGCUUAUAUUUCAAAACAUCAACCUCUAGCUACAUAUGUGCAUUGCUAUAGCCACUGCUUAAAUUUAGUUUUAGUUAAGGCAUAUUCAGUUCAACCAGUGCGAAAUACAAUUGGAAUUGUUGAAGAAGUUAUAAACUUCAUAAGAGAUUCUCCAAAAAGACUUGACAUUUUUAAAAGUAAAAAUAAAAAACACUGUCCAAAUCUUAAUUCAGAUAUAUUAAUAAAGCUAUGUGCACCUAGAUGGGUUGAACAUCAUGAAGCUUUUAUAAGACUUAAUCUAAUGCUUCCUGCUAUUAUAUCAUUUUUUGAAUAUAUGAUUGAAUGUUCUGACGGACAAGUUUUGACAAAAGUUAAUGGAUUAUACAACUCAAUAUUAAGAUUUGAUUUUUUAUUGACAUUACAAAUUAUAAUAAAUACCAUGAAUAUUACACUACCUUUAUCAAGGGAACUUCAGACUUCAACUUUUGAUAUAUCUGAGGCACAAACUUUAAUACAAUCUGCUCUAACUGUUUUGACAAAUCAACGUAACGAAAAUGACUUAAAAGAUAUUUUUAAAAAAUCUGAAGAUUUGGCUAAUAGAUUUAACAUUGAAGUCAAAAUAUCACGAAUAGCAAAUAAACAACGUAACCGAUUAAAUAUUUCAUCAGAAUCAAACACACCUGAGAAUGCAGCAUUAUUGUUUACAACUUAUUUACCAGGAACUUUCAAUGAAUUAGAAGGAGAAUUGAAAACCUGGAAAGCAAUAUGGAAAGAAAAACCAGUAGAUAAACUUCCAGCUAUUGCAUUGGAAACAAUAUUUUUACCACUCAUGAAUUAUUAUCCAAAUAUUAAAAGGCUUUUAAUGCUAUUUGCAACUAUUCCUGUAACCACAUGCAUGUCUGAAAGGUUAUUUUCUUCACUUAAGAGAAUUAAAACCUACUUAAAAUCAACUAUGGGAGAAAGUCGAUUAAACGGAUUAGUAUUGCUCAAUAUACACCCUGAAAUAAUUAUAAAACCUGAAGAAGUUGUUGAUACAUAUGCUAAUAAACACCCCAGAUGCCUUCAGUUAUUAUAA
This is a messenger RNA of Melanaphis sacchari, 1593 nucleotides long. RefSeq names its product 52 kDa repressor of the inhibitor of the protein kinase-like. The record is from RefSeq and is a predicted model, not a curated record. Gene Ontology annotation, molecular function: protein dimerization activity. The transcript is spliced from 4 exons. Lineage: Eukaryota; Metazoa; Arthropoda; Insecta; Hemiptera; Aphididae. Bases 1 to 1593 code for a protein of 530 amino acids.